GAGAGGGACCAAUUAUAUUUGCUUAUUCUUCCAGGAGUUAGGAAUCUUGAAUUCCAUGCGUGUGGAUUUCUCCCGCAUAUUAUUUGUCCAGCAGAACGAACAUAUAAAAAUCUAAGCACUGUUUUUUACCGUGCAAGAAAAACGUUUCUUCUUCUUUCUUUCCUCUUGCAGACCUUUCCCGACUUCUCCUUCAAAUCAGUCAAUCAUUGCUGGCUAUUAGAUCUUUUGCUACAUAAAUAAAACUUAAAGGUUCCAUCUUUCUUUCUCUCUUUGUGGAAUAAUGGCAAAGAAGAGAGAGGAAAGAGAGAUGGAUAUUUUCUUGAAUGAGACAAUAGAAGCCAUGCCUUUGUAUGCAAAGGAGUUGGUUGCUGGGGGUGUUGCUGGUGGCCUUGCAAAGACUGCUGUUGCUCCCCUUGAACGUGUCAAGAUUCUGUUUCAGACAAGAAGAGAUGAAUUCAAGGCCAUAGGACUCUUUGGAUCCAUUAAAAAGAUUGCAAAGACAGAAGGGGUUAUGGGUUUCUAUAGAGGGAAUGGAGCUAGUGUUGCUCGAAUUGUUCCCUAUGCGGCCUUGCAUUAUAUGACUUACGAGCAGUAUCGCAGAUGGAUCAUAAAUACUUUCCCUAAUAUUGGAAGGGGACCUGGACUUGAUCUUGUGGCUGGAUCAUUUGCUGGAGGAACAGCUGUUCUUUUUACUUAUCCUCUUGAUUUGGUUCGAACUAAAUUAGCUUACCAGGUAGUCAAUCCGUCAAAAAUGAAGAUUCACGGUGUAGUUAGCUCUGAACAAUUAUACAGAGGAAUCUAUGAUUGUUUCUUGAAGACUUUCAAAGAAUCUGGGUUUAGAGGUCUCUAUCGUGGUGUGGCUCCUUCACUUUAUGGAAUCUUCCCUUAUGCUGGUUUGAAAUUUUACUUCUACGAAGAGAUGAAACGCCAUGUUCCUGAAGAUCACAAGAACGAUAUUACAGUGAAAUUGGUAUGUGGAUCUGUUGCUGGUCUGUUGGGUCAGACCUUCACAUAUCCUCUUGAUGUUGUAAGAAGGCAAAUGCAGGUUCAAAGGCUUACAGUGUCAAAAACUGCAGAACUGAAAGGAACAAUGGAAACCAUUGUUAUGAUCACCCAAAAGCAAGGGUGGAAGCAGUUAUUCUCUGGGCUGAGCAUCAACUACUUAAAGGUUGUACCAUCGGUGGCAAUUGGUUUUACAGUUUAUGACCUCAUGAAAUCAUACCUCAGAGUUCCAUCUCGAGACGUAAGAGAAGUUGUGACUGAUGAAAGAAAUAGUCAACCAUCCCUCCAAUCUUGAUAAAUUUAAUUGUUAAUCCUUAACUCCACUUAUCAUUCUCACAACAUCAGUAGAGAUCUUCUUUCAAUUCUUCCAAAUUGGCAACAUUUGUUGUUCUGUUAUAAUUUUUUUACCCCAUAAAUAUGGAGUAUAUACCUCUAGGUAGGUUUCAUAUACAUUGUACAUAAAGAAAUUUUAACACCAGUAAAAGAAUUUUCACUUUCCUA
This is a messenger RNA of Jatropha curcas, 1503 nucleotides long. RefSeq names its product Mitochondrial substrate carrier family protein. Gene Ontology annotation, cellular component: mitochondrial inner membrane. NCBI's taxonomy places the organism in Eukaryota, Viridiplantae, Streptophyta, Magnoliopsida, Malpighiales, Euphorbiaceae. Gene Ontology annotation, biological process: transmembrane transport. The record is from RefSeq and is a predicted model, not a curated record.